Molecule: messenger RNA, 1293 nt
Organism: Homarus americanus (American lobster)
Lineage: Eukaryota; Metazoa; Arthropoda; Malacostraca; Decapoda; Nephropidae
Product: innexin inx1-like
Biological process (GO): phototransduction
Cellular component (GO): plasma membrane; gap junction
Molecular function (GO): gap junction channel activity
Source: RefSeq, a predicted model, not a curated record
GCCACCAGUACAGUACCUCAGUGUAGAACAGACGGCCGUGGUGUUCAAGUCUUCUCAUUGUGAGCUGUGUGAGAAGCGACCAUGUUUGAAGUAUUCGGGGAAUUGAAGAAACAGAUCACCACAUCUGGGGACACCAAACCUCGGGUGGGGUCGAUGGUCUUCUUCUCGGCCAAACUGUGUAUGUUCAUCACCCUGCUGGCGUGUGUGCUGGUCACCGCCAAGAACUACAUCGGAGACAACAUCAAGUGCAUCACGGGCUUCGAGAAACAGGAACACAAAGCCAUCGAGACUUACUGUUUCAUUGCCUCGACCUUCACCAUUGUGGAUCUGAACGCUGAUUUGGCACCUCACCCUGGCGUAGGACCCGCCAUUCCGAAGAUUAAUGCUGAAGGGGAGAAGGAGGAAGCUACCAGAGGCAACGCGUACUACCAGUGGGUGCCGAUGGUGUUGGUGCUGCAGGCAGUCUUCUACUAUCUCCCAAUCUGGAUCUGGGACAGAAUAGACAAAGGGUUCUUCCAGUCCGUUCUCUGUCAGCUGGACAAGAUACACAUUAGCGACGUCUCCAAGAAUGUGGAGAGUUCGGCGCGGUACUUCGUCAGCUCCAUGGCAACCCACAGGAGCUACGGAGUGUUCUUCUUGCUGUGCGAAUGUUCCAUCUUCGCCAUCUCCGUGGGCAACCUAUUCUUCACCAACACCUUCCUUGGCGGGGAGUUCUUCAAGUUCGGGCCGUCAGCCAUCAAGUAUCUGGGCACUAGUGCCACUGACCCAAAUAAUCCUCUCAAUGAAAUCUUCCCCAAGGUUGCCAAGUGUACGUGGCACAAGUACGGGGCGUCGGGGACCAUCCAGAAGUUCGACUCCAUGUGUGUGUUGCCCCUCAACAUCGUCAACGAGAAGACUUACAUCUUCCUGUGGCUCGUCUACAUCGUCACCGCCGCCAUUUGUGGCUUCGUCCUCAUCCUUCACCUCCUCCUCUUCUUCCUGUCAAGCCUUCGCAACACCGUGCUCGUCCAUCUGACCCACAAACACCAGACCAAACAGGACCCUACAAACGUCCUGCUCAAGUGUAACUACGGCGACUGGUUCCUCAUAUACCAUUUCAAGAGCAACAUGGCCUACUUCAGCGAGUGGGUGGCCAGUGUCAAGCAGGAAUUGCAAAAGUAGACGACGGUGGCAGGCGGUGGGUGUUAGUAGGGUUUAUUAUUUUUGGGUGUUUUCAACAACCCGGGAUUCCGGAACAAAACCAAUCCUUCUCUCGGGAUCCCUGGACACGUUCUAAAUAUAGUACCGAGGCAA